AAAAAAACACCCCAAAAAAUAAUUAGAGCAGUAGCCCUCACUCCUUUUUAGGGCAGGAUCCAAUGCCAUCACCACCAUUCCCUCCCCCCUCUCUCUCUCUCUCUCUCCUUUUACCCUUUCCCAUAGUCUCCUCCUCUCUCCUCCAAAUCAAUCAAUAAACUAGCAAAAGUCAGCGCCUCCCUCUUAUCUUCCUCGCUUCGCCUUCCUCCUCCUCCGAGCCCCAAGAAACCACCACCGCCGCCGCCGCCGCCUGGUUGCCGUUCUCCAUGGAGGAGGAGCUGUGGGGGAGCAACAACUGGGAUCUCGACGCCGUCGUCCGCCUCGGCUGCUGCCGGCGGCGGGUGUCGGCGGCGGCGCAGCAGCAGCAGGUGGAUCCGUUUGAGCCGUUCUUGGUGGCGCAGCAGCAGGCGCAGCUGGGGGUGAUGGUGGAGGCUGCGAAGGAGGAGCUCGGGGCGGGUGUGGACGCCGGGUGGAGCUUCCCUGAUCUCGCCGUGAGGGACGGAGGUGGCGGCCUCGGGCGCGACGCCGACGAGCUGCUUAAGGCGUUCUGCGCUGCGUUCCCUUCUCCGUCGUCGUCGCUGCCGACGGCUGCGCCGGCGCCUGCGCCUCCGCCAGAGCAGCCGAAGGAGGAGGAGGAGGAGAAGAAGCGGAAGCCGGUGUUGGUGCAGGAGAAUCAGCCGGUGCAGGCGGCCGCCCCGGCGAGGGCGCCGGCGGCUGUGAGGCAGGUGCCCGGCGGCGUGCCUAGAUCCAAGAGAAGGAAGAACCAGCAGAAGAAGGUGGUGCGUCACGUCCCGGCCGACGGCGUGUCGGCCGACGUGUGGGCGUGGCGGAAGUACGGCCAGAAGCCCAUCAAGGGCUCCCCCUACCCGAGGGGAUACUACCGGUGCAGCAGCUCGAAGGGAUGCCCGGCGAGGAAGCAGGUGGAGCGGAGCCGCUCCGACCCAAACACCUUCAUCCUCACCUACACCGGCGAGCACAACCACUCGGCGCCCACCCACCGCAACUCGCUCGCCGGCACCACCCGCAACAAGCUCCCCUCCACCGCCACCUCCACAUCCACCUCCUCGCCCACGCAGCCUCAGCCGCCGCCGCCGUCGGUGGUGGUCGCCGGGGCCGACGCGGCGCACCACCCGAGCCCGGCCGCGUCCACCUCGCCGGCGGGGCUCUCCCCGACCACGCCGCUCCGCACGCCGUCCAUGGAGGAGGACGAGGAAGAAGACGACGAGCUGCUCGUGGAGGACAUGGAGAUGGCUGGCGAGGACGAGCUCCUCUUCCUCAACGGCGGCGGCGACGACACCGCCGCAUUGGACGGCACCCCCAUGUCCUCCCUCUUCGACAUCGACGACCCCUUCUUGCCCGCCCCAUGGACGGAACCUGCCGCCGCCCCGGCCGCCGCCGGCAGCUAACCACAGAUCGCGGCGCCGUUUCGUAGCUUCUAGCGCAGCUCGCAAUCGCAAGAAAGGGAGGGAAGGGAAGAGGGAGGAAGAGACAGAGCAUCCAA
Molecule: messenger RNA, 1501 nt
Organism: Oryza brachyantha (malo sina)
Lineage: Eukaryota; Viridiplantae; Streptophyta; Magnoliopsida; Poales; Poaceae
Product: probable WRKY transcription factor 27
Exons: 3
Coding region: 267-1406 (379 amino acids)
Biological process (GO): regulation of DNA-templated transcription
Cellular component (GO): nucleus
Molecular function (GO): transcription cis-regulatory region binding; DNA-binding transcription factor activity
Source: RefSeq, a predicted model, not a curated record